AUGGAAGCUGUCUACAGAAAGUGCUCCGAGAUAGCAGUUCAUAGCGAGCUACAGCGCGGUCUUGAGCCAUUUGUAUACUGGCAUGUCACCCAGUCCGUUCGGGAAGGUUAUCGCCCAGACGCUAUCGGAGAGUUUCAGAGGCUUGCCGAAGUAGAGGCCCUCGUGCUCGAGCGCAGAUCCACCGCACGCGACAGGACCCUCGGCUACUUUGUCUCUCUGCUCCACCACUACCUUGCACCUCAGUCCGAUCCGGGCGAUGCUGAUGUCGACCAAGCUGUCACGGCGCUCCACGCAGAUCUGCACAGGGACAGUAAACCGAUUUCGUCCACAGACUUCCUUACUGAUACCGCCAACAUUUAUGAAUAUAUCAAAGAGCAAAAGCAAGACAACGACUUGCUCGCCGACGAUCAUGACGGGAGCCAAGGGAAUGCAUAUGAAGCGAAGCUGCAGUGGAACGUCGCCUUUCAGAAUGCACUCGAGCUGACUCGUGCAGCCUACAUAGAAGCGUGCCAGCGCUUCGCCCAUCGCUUCGCCCUUGGAACCCAGGCCGAUUUCGCUCUCGUACACCUUCUCACCAGCACUGAUCUAGCCCAGCUCGCUUCCAAAUUCCGCGCUGGGCCUCGCCACGUUGCUGCGCCUCGUUUCAGUACUAAUGGUGAGGAGGCAUCAGCUGAAAGUUGUCGCGACGGGCGAAUCGAUAGCACCAGCCACACUAUCGCGAAUUCCUUGCCCACCUUUGAUCCAGAGCAUGUCCUUAAUGCCGGCCAGCAGUUUCGAGCUGCUUGCAUUGGCCGACUACGCCAACAUCAGCCUUCUGCUGAUCGUGCCUUGGCAGCUGGCACGGAACUCGAAGUCGUCCUGUCCGAGGCACUCAACCUCGAGACGAAUCCGGAACGGCUUGUCGAGCGUGUACGUCAGCAAUGGACGACACGUAUUCUUGAGUCAUCGUCACUUUCUGCCACUGACGAUCAAGAAGCGACCAUUCGAGGUGCUAAAGAAAUGCUCAGCUCCGCACUGCAAAUCCUUGGCCAACGUCAAGGCAGGCGCAACCUGACUCUUCGGAUCGAUGCUCUGAACCUACGUGGUCACACCAAUAACCAACUGGCUGCCCUAAAGCUACGGCACCGAGCAAACUACCUCAGCCUUGCCAUCGCUGAUUGGUCCGAGAGCUCUCAACUCGAUCCCAGCCAAAACGACAUCAUCCAACUUUUGGCCAAGACCCAAGCUGGUGCAGAGUCCUCGCCGAACGGUAUCGCGGCGGAGUCGGACGAAGAGCCGGUCAGCACGGAUAACACGCUUUCAAAUGAGUCCUCGACUCUGAAGUCCAGCUUGAUUGCCUCUCGCCAGAAAACUGUUCCGCCACAGACAGCAGCUGUAUCGAUACAGAAAGGCGGAAAGGUAGCAGUAAGCUCGACGUCCAAGGCAGCAAAAGGCUCGAAUGGUGCCAAGCGGCCAAGCUCGGGAGCCAAGAGCGGCAAAGACUCGAGCACGUCACGAGAAAAGACGAUCCUCGAAUCGCCUUUCUUCCGCUCCGACCUGGUUACCGGACUCAUGGUGGACUCCGUGCUAGCGCUUGCUUUCCCUCACCGGGCUCUGCGUGAAACGCUCCGUCUACCAUCGGCUUGCGAAAUUACAGGUGCGAGUCAAGACCACAAGCCCAUGCUCGAUCGUCUCGCCGAAUCGCACCACCAGACAACCAAAGCUCUGACAGCAGAGAACAAGGAGCAGCUCAGAGCCGCCAUCAAAGCCGUCAGCGCCGUGCUGGCGCUUCCUGACCUGCAGCAGGUGACGCGUAACGAUUUACCCGCAAAAGCUUUGCAAUAUACCAGUCUCCGUCUUGUGCUUGGCACACUGCAUCUGCUGCUCAAUGAGUUGGUCAAAGCUCAGACGGAGCUCGAGCUUGUCUCGAAUGCACUCAAACCAAAGACACGCGCCCCCAGACGUGUCGACGAGGAGCAAACGUCGACGACUGCGGGUGGCAUAGCUGGCGUGAUGUCCAACGGCGGCGGCCGCGGCGGCGAACAGGACGAGCUUGCCAUCCCGCGCAUGCAAACGCGUGUACAGGGACAGACGCUCUUUCUGCUGGCCAAAACGUGUUGGAUGGCCAACAAGGUUCAGGAAGCGAUCAAGUUUUUCCGUUGGUUUGCCAAAUGGUAUUUCGAGCAGCAGACAGAGCGAACUGCUGAACGCAAAGAGGCUGAUCGCGACGAGCGAGGCGGCCAGGUGGAUCAGGCGCUGAUGGUUGACCUUGACGAGAUGGAUAUGGGUUGGUGGGACAAAGUUGUCGUCGUGACCAAAACGUGA
This is a messenger RNA of Mycosarcoma maydis (corn smut), 2304 nucleotides long. RefSeq lists its product as uncharacterized. The record is from RefSeq and is a predicted model, not a curated record. Bases 1 to 2304 code for a protein of 767 amino acids. Lineage: Eukaryota; Fungi; Basidiomycota; Ustilaginomycetes; Ustilaginales. The transcript has a single exon.